AUGAUGCUGUCAGAACAACAAGUGUUGGCAAUCUCGGCCACAGAACGUGCUUGUUCGACUAUCUCCCUGGUUGGCACUUUUGUCAUAGUCGCUACUUUUCUUUGGUCCCCUGCCUUCCGUAAGCCCAUCAACCGUCUGGUAUUCUAUGCAUCAUGGGGAAAUAUCAUGGCGAAUAUAGCCACCAUCAUAUCGGCAGACGGAAUCCAUUCCGGGGUUGAUAGUUCCUUGUGCCAAUUCCAGGGGUUUUUGAUUCAAUGGUUCGUACCUCCCAGUACCUGGUUAUUUAACAGACCACCGCUGAUAUGUAAGGAUAGGUUCAUGCCCGCUGAUGCGUUAUGGACAUUUGCAAUGGCCUGCAAUGUAUAUCUAACCUUCUUCCACAAAUACAACUCCGAGCAGCUACGGCAUCUAGAAUGGAAAUAUGUGCUAUGUUGCUACGGCGUUCCCUUCAUCCCGGCUUUCGCAUACUUUUUCAUCCAGACCGAAGCUCGAGGCCGGAUAUAUGGCACCGCUAUCUUAUGGUGUUGGGUCUCUGUAGAAUGGGACUUUCUCCGUAUCGCUGUCUUCUACGGACCAGUCUGGUUUGUCAUCUCAUUGACCUUCGCCAUCUACCUACGAGCAGGGACAGUGAUCUACCAAAAGCGACGCCAGCUUCGAGAACUUGACGGCAUUGACUCGAAUUUUACCCCGGAAUCUCCAUUUGCCAUGUUGACCGGUAUCCAAGUCACUAGAGAGAUUGCUUGUUCUACACCAGAGCGCUCUUCUCUGUCAGAAAAUACUGGGCGCGGGAUCCCGUCCGCUGCUUUAAGAGCAUACUCUGUCACAAUUGAGGGUGGUAGUACAGCUGGCACCCCCCAAGGGUCUAACUCCCGAAUUGGUCCAAGUCCUCUUCGGCAGGAGUAUACUGUCAAAACGGUGCGACCGGAGAUGCCAGACUUGCAGCGGAGAUCGACGUCUACAGAAAACAGUUCGGCUACUUGGGCAUAUACCAAAUAUGCUAUAUUGUUCUUUAUUGCCUUGCUUGUUACAUGGGUCCCCUCAACGAUAAACAGAGUCUAUUCCCUGGCUCGUCCAAAUGACUUUAGCUUUAGUCUCAAUUACGCCUCCAGCUUUGUCCUUCCACUCCAGGGAUUUUGGAACAGCCUUAUAUAUACCUCUAUCUCGUGGCCUGCAUUCAAAUCACUUUGGCUGGACCUACGUAGCCACGUAGGCUUAUGGCGCAUAUCCAGUCCGGUGGAAGAUAUGCAACCAUUACAUGUACGGAAAAACUCUGCAAAUUCUGGCACUGCCCCUUUGUCGAAAGCUGAAAAUGAGGAGAACAGACGUCGGAGUUGGUUGGGCUUAGAUCCAUCUAGUUAG
Penicillium paradoxum is the source of this 1359-nucleotide messenger RNA. RefSeq names its product putative cAMP receptor-like protein. Gene Ontology annotation, cellular component: plasma membrane. The record is from RefSeq and is a predicted model, not a curated record. The coding region runs from base 1 to 1359 and encodes 452 amino acids. Gene Ontology annotation, biological process: adenylate cyclase-activating G protein-coupled receptor signaling pathway; cell surface receptor signaling pathway. NCBI's taxonomy places the organism in Eukaryota, Fungi, Ascomycota, Eurotiomycetes, Eurotiales, Aspergillaceae. The transcript has 3 exons. Gene Ontology annotation, molecular function: G protein-coupled receptor activity.